CGGUAGGCAAGCUGCCAGUUGCGUGUAUCUUAUUCUUGAACGGCAACCUCUUUUUAUUUGGCCUUUUUAUUUGCCUACUUACUACAAGUCUGCUCUGUUCUCUUAAUUAGAACAAAAUGCUCCAAAGGAUUGGAUUACAACUUCUACAUCAUGGUCGGAUGCUUCCUACCGUGCUGAGCCAAAGCUCAGCUGUUCUUCGCAGCUUUUCCGCCGCUCCACAGCCAGCGGAGGACACUGACACAGGGGUGCCGAUCAUAGAGAAGAAGGGAAUCUCCCUGCGAGGUGUGCCGCUGUAUCUGGACAUGCAGGCCACUACGCCUAUGGACCCACGGGUCAUUGAUGCCAUGCUGCCGUUCAUGACAGAGCAGUUCGGCAACCCACAUUCCCGUACGCACCUGUACGGCUGGGAAUCUGAGGAGGCGGUGGAGGACGCCCGUGCCAAGAUCGCCCGGCUUAUCGGAGCGGAUCCCAAAGAGAUCAUCUUCACCAGCGGGGCUACGGAGUCCAACAACACCGCCAUCAAGGGGGUCGCCACAUACCACAAGGACAAGAAAAAACACGUCAUCACGACGCAGACAGAGCACAAGUGUGUUUUGGACAGCUGCCGGUGGCUGCAGCAGCGGGGUUGGGAUGUGACGUACCUACCGGUUCGCCCCGACGGCCUCCUGGAUUUGAAUACGUUGGAGAGCGCCAUAAGGCCCGAUACGGCCCUGGUCAGCGUGAUGGCGGUCAACAAUGAGAUCGGUGUCGUACAGCCACUGAAGGAGAUUGGCGAGAUCUGCAGAUCCAAGGGUGUGUAUUUCCACACAGAUGGUGCGCAGGCAGUCGGUAAGAUCCCCCUGGACGUCAACGCCGCCAAAGUUGACCUCCUAUCCAUCAGCGGUCACAAGAUCUACGGUCCCAAGGGCGUGGGGGCGCUGUACGUCAGAAGGCGCCCCCGCGUGCGCCUCGAGCCCCUCAUGAGCGGCGGCGGUCAGGAGCGGGGCUUCCGCUCCGGAACCGUACCCACGCCCCUGGUGGUGGGACUGGGGGCGGCAUGCGAGGUGGCCCAGCGGGAGAUGGAGAAGGAUCUCGCCCACGUGAAGCGGUUGGAGGAGCGGUUGCGCACGGGGAUUGUUAGCCAGCUUCAGGGCGUCGUGCUGAACGGCCCGUCCGACCCGGCUCAACGCUACCCGGGAAACCUGAACUUGUCGUUCGCGUACGUGGAGGGCGAGUCGCUCAUCAUGGGACUCAAGGAGAUUGCGGUCAGCAGCGGCUCCGCGUGCACGUCGGCCUCCCUGGAGCCGUCGUACGUGCUGCGGGCGCUAGGAGUGGAGGAGGAGCUGGCACACACCAGCAUCAGAUACGGCAUGGGGCGAUUCACCACGGAAGCGGAGGUGGAUCGCGCGAUCUCCAUGACGGUGGACCAUGUAAACAAGCUGCGGGAGAUGAGUCCGUUGUGGGAGAUGGUGCAGGAGGGCGUUGACCUGAAGAGCAUCCAGUGGGCUCAACAUUGA
Volvox carteri f. nagariensis is the source of this 1496-nucleotide messenger RNA. RefSeq lists its product as uncharacterized. The record is from RefSeq and is a predicted model, not a curated record. NCBI's taxonomy places the organism in Eukaryota, Viridiplantae, Chlorophyta, Chlorophyceae, Chlamydomonadales, Volvocaceae. Gene Ontology annotation, cellular component: mitochondrion; cytosol. Gene Ontology annotation, molecular function: pyridoxal phosphate binding; cysteine desulfurase activity. The transcript is spliced from 10 exons. Gene Ontology annotation, biological process: [2Fe-2S] cluster assembly. Bases 117 to 1496 code for a protein of 459 amino acids.